AUGUCUGAUGGAGAUCUUUCAAAAGAACUUGAUGACAGAUUUGGCUCUCAGUGUGGGGAUAUCUUGGUCUUUUUCGAUGCAUUGGAUAAUUGCAACUCUGAAUCGGUUAAUGUGAAGAUUUAUAGAAGAAAUUCCUUGACCUGGAUUUGGUCCACAGAAGAAGGAUUUCUUGAAAGUCCUACGCCUACAGGGUUCAAGGUAACAGUUUCCAAUUCGAAUCCAAACAUAGUAAUGGUUGGAUUUCGUGUCCAUGUGGGAAACACAUUAGCAAACCAUAUACCCUCUAAGAUAACAAUUUUCCAAAGAGUUAUAAAACUAGACGAAGGCAUGAAGUCAUGGUAUGACAUCCCAUUUACAGUUGCAGAAUCCCUUCUACCUGAUGAAGAAAUUACAAUCUCCAUAGGAACAACUUUCAACAGAUCAACUUUACCAAGAAUAGACACUUUAGAAAUUUAUGGAUCUGGGAAAAAACGUUGCAUUGGUCAAGUUACUCCUAUUGAAGAACAGGCUUGGCCUGUGCGUACUCCAAGGCCUGUUGCUUUCCAGCUUGUUGCUGAUACCCCUCUUCUUACUGGACAGCAAACAAUCUUUCUUUUCUUUCCAGACAUGAUUAAAGGCAUGUUUUUGGCUGUAGUUAUUGGACCACCUGUUGUGGUUGCCAUCAUUUUAAUAGUACAGGAGAGCAUUCUAAACAUUCUGGAAACUUUAAAAGAAGAGGGAAAUAGGGUCUUGUUCAAUGCUUUAGCUGUGUUUGCUCUAAGGGAGAUCAACUUAUCACAAGUAACCUUCUCAACAACAACAUUCUACUUAAGCAGGAAUGUAUAA
Lactuca saligna is the source of this 825-nucleotide messenger RNA. NCBI's taxonomy places the organism in Eukaryota, Viridiplantae, Streptophyta, Magnoliopsida, Asterales, Asteraceae. The record is from the annotation of a GenBank genome assembly.